AUGAAUUCAAUCGAAGACGAAUGCACAGCAUUUUGUACGACCAACCCGGACUUCUGUCUUUUAGAAUACAACAGCACGACAAGCAUAUUGCACAUGAUCUAUGUUCCUGAUGACAAGGAAUUUGAUCUUCUGUAUAUCCAUUCACACGUCACAACACCGUCACGGUACAUUCUAACACUCACUGGCAAGAAAUAUGACCGUGUUGUUACUCGCUGUGUGACGACGUGGCAACUCACCCCGCCGUAUUCUUUGACAGACGCUUUAAACCAACUUGCAACGUUUUUGUAUGAUGAGAAGACACGGCUGCAAACACUCUCAAAUGACGUCUCCUACCAGAAGAAGCAGCUCUCAGACCGCCUUGACAAGAAGCGAGCUGAGAUCCGAAGAACCUCACAAGACGUCUUUUCGUUUGACACGGAAGUUGCUUACAACAACUUGAAGGCGGACAUCAUCGAGUCGUUUCUCCACAGCAAAGAACUUGGUUUUGUUAUUACCGCAGUGGAUGACAAUCCAUAUCACUGGGUGAUCGAUUUCAAUAACUUUGACACAACUACACACAUUGGGAGGGAUAUGGAACACUUAAUGGAAUUGUCUUUGUUAGACUCUGUGAAGUUGGAUCUUCAAUUCUCGUCUACGAUGUUUCCAGUCAUCCCACCAAAGUACAAUUUUGUCUCCCCAAAGCUCUACUCACACACUUUAAAAAUGAUCUUCACGUCGGGAGCGUUUGAAAGGGACGUCUACAACCCACUCACGAAAAUUGAGUUCUUAAAAAACAUCAGAAAGGUGAUUGAAAGGUACGCACAAAUCGACUUUGGCGUGUCGUAUAAUACAGUGGAGGACUACUCGACUAAAGAUAAUAUGAAAGAACAGAACUUGGCCAAACCGUUCUUGGGACAACUCAUCCAGAAGGGAAGAGAAUUCGUCGAUUUGGGUAUCGACAAAUUCAACACUUUUCAACCUAUUUGGAAACCAAAUCUAACAUAUCAGCCUUCUGCCACACCUAAAAAUCUUAUUAAAAAGGAAAAUUCAAUACAAUUCAACAGUUACUUACUCGAUAACUGCCCCGCAAUGGAAAGAUUUCUGAUUGCUAAGGAAAUGGUCAAUUUUGGUGAUAUCGACACAGACGGGUUCUUCUGUUGGCAUGGAAGUAAUGAUGUCGCUAUUAAUGGAAUUUGUAUGAACGGGUUCGACCCAAACAGACGAUGUGGCCAGGCUAUGGGCGUCGGAGAGUACUUUGCUGCGGAUCCAUUAAUCUCUGUCGGUUACUCGAAAGGUAACUCACACCUCAUAUUGGCUUAUGUCCUCAGACCAUCAAAUAAAAGUCUGCUCAUCGAAAAAAGCAAGUGUUAUGUUGUAAAUAAUCCACUCAAUUGGGAGUACUCCUACUGCCUCCCACUCCUCGUCAUCACUUUCGGUGAUGGGCAUCCAGUUAACUUCUUGGGCGAAACUGUUAACUGA
Entamoeba invadens IP1 is the source of this 1458-nucleotide messenger RNA. RefSeq lists its product as hypothetical. Bases 1 to 1458 code for a protein of 485 amino acids. NCBI's taxonomy places the organism in Eukaryota, Evosea, Mastigamoebida, Endamoebidae. Gene Ontology annotation, molecular function: NAD+ poly-ADP-ribosyltransferase activity. The transcript has a single exon. The record is from RefSeq and is a predicted model, not a curated record.